UACGGAAAGGACGAGUCUGAUUACUGUAGGCCCUUCCCCACACUCCGCCUAUACGUCGUUAUAUAUUGCGUGCUCGCGCAGUCACUCACGCUCCGCUCCGAAGAACAGGAAAGACGCAAGUCAAUGCGACGCGCUUGCGCAUGCCGUCUGGAGAGCGCGCUAUAUGUCCGCGACGCAUACCAGAUCAUCUGCAGCCGCGGGCUGAGCGUCGACGAUCGUGGAGAAAUCGUCUGA
Messenger RNA from Schizophyllum commune H4-8, 234 nucleotides. RefSeq lists its product as uncharacterized. The transcript has a single exon. NCBI's taxonomy places the organism in Eukaryota, Fungi, Basidiomycota, Agaricomycetes, Agaricales, Schizophyllaceae. The record is from RefSeq and is a predicted model, not a curated record. The annotation marks the transcript as partial.